AUGGUGGUAACUCUACAAGGAGCAAGAUCUUCUUGGUGUCGACCCAAAGUGGUUGGGACCGAGGGUGCUAACUUAGAAAGAACCAGUUUGAAUGGUCUUAACACUCAAACAGUUGGAGAUGAUUUUGGUAACUCACAAAGGAUCAGUUCUAAUGGUCUUAACUCUCAAAUGGUUGGAGAUGUUUCUGGUAACUCACAAAGGAGCAAUGCUAAUGGUCUUAACUCUCAAAUGGUUGGAGAUGCUUCUAGUAACUCACAAAGGAGCAAUGCUAAUGGUAUUAACUCUCAAAUGGCUGGAGUUGAAGGUGGUAACUCACAAGUGAACUUUGAUAACUCACAACUGAAUAUUGGUUCCAACCAGUCCUCUCAGGAUCCUCCAAAAAGAGGGACAUCGAAAAUGUGCAGGACCAAGUACAAAAUACCUCCACAUAGUGGUAGAGUUCAGCUGGAACCUAUAGGUCAUUGGAUUGAAUAUUCACUCGGCAAGAUUAAAGAAUUUACGAGCACGUUUACAUCUCAUCCACGGCAUAGGGCACGUGCUGCAAAAAAUCUAGAGAACUAUCUAGUCAAGAGAGUAACUAAUAUGAUGUACCAAGUCCGUUUGGAGGCUGUCAAGAAAUGGUGUCAUAGAAAUAACAAAGACUGCGAUGAUACUCGAGCCCGCACCAUUGAACUAACAGAAGAACAGUACUUAACUUGUCGGGUGGAGUGGUGCAACGGGGUAGUUUGGGCCUUGCUUGCCAAAUACUGGACUUCUGAUGAGUACAAGAAAAAGAGAUGCAGAGGCCAACAAUCGCGCAUGAGUUGUGAUGAUCCAGCUCAAAAUAGAGGAGAUUCAAGAAAUUUUUGCAAAGACACAACAGUUCUUGAUAUGACAAAUGCUUGUGUCUUGAUUAUUUUAGAUGAGUACAUGACAUUAGCUCUAGAUGCAAAUUCACAAGAACUGGAAGGAAGAGCAUUGUACACUAUAGGACGUGGCAUGAAGCAUGGCCGUGUUCCAAUAGGUGAUGGUGUUGUGGAUAAGGCAAUUGUUCUAGCACAUUCCAAAUCUAUAUCUGUUAGGCCACCUGAUCCUGAUCAUUAUGAAAGUGUAGAACCACCUGCUGAACUGCUUCAACGUCUACAAGACCUUGAUGCCCGUCGUCAUCAGGUUUUAUGUUCAUGGCUACUGGGUCACAUGGAGGCUCAUUCUGUUGAUGAAAGGCGCAGCAACGACAACGCUAAUGACGAAGACGACGAUGAUGACUACAGCUACCAUGAAAGCGAUGAUGAUGACUGCAGCUACCAUCAAGGCAUCCAUCAUGUCCAGUACUCCAAUGAAGACGAUGAUGAUGACCACAUUGAGGACGAUGAUGACGAUGGCUGUCUUGAAGAUGGUGAUGAUAGCAGCUCCUCCCAAAGCGACGAUGAUCACCGCUCUACUAAGCAGUGA
Messenger RNA from Miscanthus lutarioriparius, 1431 nucleotides. The record is from the annotation of a GenBank genome assembly. Lineage: Eukaryota; Viridiplantae; Streptophyta; Magnoliopsida; Poales; Poaceae.